Messenger RNA from Lolium rigidum, 1121 nucleotides. RefSeq names its product peroxidase 51-like. Bases 1 to 882 code for a protein of 293 amino acids. Gene Ontology annotation, biological process: response to oxidative stress; hydrogen peroxide catabolic process. The transcript is spliced from 4 exons. The record is from RefSeq and is a predicted model, not a curated record. Gene Ontology annotation, molecular function: heme binding; peroxidase activity. Lineage: Eukaryota; Viridiplantae; Streptophyta; Magnoliopsida; Poales; Poaceae.
AUGGCUUGGUCGUCGUCUUCGUUCUGCAUGGCCGUGCUGCUCGCACUGGCCGUCUCCGCGCAGCUCGGCGCGUCCGACCUGGCGCCGGACUACUACAGCAGCACCUGCCCGAACCUGGAGAGCAUCGGUUGCGACGGAUCGGUGCUGAUCAGCUCGACGGCGGGGAACACGGCGGAGAGGGACGCCGACGACAACAAGUCCCUGGCGCCCGAAGGCUUCAACACGGUGAACGCCGUCAAGACCGCCGUCGAAGCGGCCUGCCCCGGCCAGGUCUCCUGCGCCGACAUACUCACCAUCGCCGCGCGAGACGCCAUCGCCCUGAGCGGCGGUCCGUUCUACCCGGUGGAGCUGGGCAGGUUGGACGGCCUGAGCUCCAGCGCCAGCAGCGUGACGGGCCAGCUGCCGCACCCCACCCACACCAUUAACCAGCUGACCGCAAUCUUCAGAGCUCAAGGGCUCACCAGGUCGAACAUGGUCGCUCUCUCAGCGGCGCACACGGUGGGGGAGGCGCACUGCGACAAGUUCAGCGACCGGCUGUACGGCAACCCGGCGGACGCGACGCUGAACCCCAAGUACGCGGCGUUUCUCCGGAGCCAGUGCCCCUCCAGCGGGUCGCCCAACCCGACGGUGCGCAUGGACCAGACAACGCCGGCGCAGUUCGACAACCAGUACUACCGGAACCUGCAGGACGGCGGCGGCCUGCUCGCCUCCGACCAGCUGCUCCACACCGACAGCCGCACCCGCAAGGACGUCGACGCGUGGGCCGCCAGCACGGCAGCCUUCAGCCGGGCCUUCGUCGACGCCAUCACCAAGCUCGGCCGCGUCGGGGUCAAGUCAGGCAGACAGGGCAACAUACGCGAGCGGUGCGACGUCUUCAACUGAUAAAACGUCCUCAACCGAUAAAGUCAUGAAAAGGAUGGAUGCGUGCAUACAUAUCGCUACGGCUUCUUAAUUGGCUAGUGUACGUGCAUGCGACAAAGGUGCAUGAGGGUACACACAAUGUGUGCGUGCGUGGUACAUAAAUUCCUUGUGUCUUCCGGUUUGUACAUGACCUAUACAUGUUGUUUCAUUCGUUGCUUCUGUAUGUGCGGGCUAUGCACAUAAGUUGGAUUUGAUAAAGU